UCCACUGGUGGUGGCGCCGCCAUCAACAGGGCGAAUGCCGCCACCCCUACCGAACCCCAAUCUAUCAUGCCCAGGGACUUGCAAGCUGCGCUGAGCAUUCGACCCUUCCUCUUAGCCAAGGCCAAGUUCUUACGUAUUUGUGCUGAGGUGCGUGCAAAGGGGUACCGAAAUGUCGAUAAAGAGUUAGGUCACGCCUACCAGAAUCAUCUAGUUCGGUACCUGCUACACGUCUGCCUCCAACUGAGACCGCUAGUUUUUCAACUCACCGCAUCCACCACUAAGGCUGAGAAAGUGUACAAGGCUAUGCUGGACCAACUGGCAGGUGUCACGGGUCCACGUAUACGGGAGUUCCUCUGGGCUGCCUUGGACUUCUUAGCCCAGUAUCCAGAUGACGAUCUAGCCUCGGCUGCCUUCCUGCUAGACCGCAUGUGCGCGCCCGUGUGCCCCAUAUCCACUGAUCUGCCGCCUUUCCCGGUCAGUCUGUCGGUGUGGGGAAAUCAAGAGGACUAUCUGUUUGUGCGACGACUACGGGAAGUAGUAAGGUGCCUAGACCCACAGAAGACGCCACUGCCAUCUCGCCAAAUCCAGCCUAACCGUCGCUUCAUCCUUGCUGGUCCCCCCGCCAAUAGCAUAAUGGAGUUGAUCUAUCGUAUACCGGGUCUUGAGGAGGACAAUCUGCCCUACGUGGAACAACUGACCACCCCACCUGUGCCCGUUGAGCAGUACUCCCACCUGGCGAUUUUAGCUGAGCACCCCUUCGGACUGAGAGGUAUUCUUAGUCGUCUGACAACCGUGCGAGACGCCCUCAAGGGCCGUGAGCUGCUGGUAGUUAGUAUGCAUAUCCUAGAGUACUGUCUGAAGAUACCAGAAUGCCAAAAACGCUUGCUCGAUCCCGAACUGCAGUAA
Dibothriocephalus latus is the source of this 906-nucleotide messenger RNA. NCBI's taxonomy places the organism in Eukaryota, Metazoa, Platyhelminthes, Cestoda, Diphyllobothriidea, Diphyllobothriidae. The record is from the annotation of a GenBank genome assembly.